AUGGCAGCUUCAGCAGUGGAUCCAAAGCCUAUCCACAGGCUUGAGGAGUCACUGAUCAACCGCAUCGCUGCUGGCGAGAUCAUCCACAGACCUGCGAACGCUUUGAAAGAGCUACUCGAGAAUGCUCUCGAUGCGGGAGCAACGCAGAUCAAGAUCACGGCGAAGGAUGGUGGGUUGAAGCUUCUGCAGAUAGUAGAUAACGGGUCGGGCAUACGCAGGGCCGAUCUUCCUCUGCUUGCAGCGCGAUUCUGCACUUCGAAGCUCUCCACGUUCUCAGAUCUAUCGAAAUUGCAAACGUACGGCUUCAGAGGGGAGGCACUCGCCAGCAUCUCUCAUGUUGCACAUCUCAACGUGGUCACGAAGACCAGGGAGGACUCUUGCGCUUGGAGAGCAAGUUAUUCAGAUGGUUUACUCGCACCUGCUAAAGCGGGCACGUCCGCUGACCCUAAGCCCUGCGCUGGUAACGAUGGCACGACGAUCGCCGUCGAAGAUAUCUUCUACAACAUACCCCUUGGACUGAGAGCACUCAAAUCUCCUUCCGAUGAAUAUGCGCGUAUCCUGGACGUCGUCCAAAGAUAUGCUAUACAACCCAAGCGUCUCCUUCCUGUGCAAGAAGGUAUGAGUUCUUACCGUCUUCCUCUAUUGGUAUUGAACUCGACUUACCAGACUGGAUCAAACACUGCCGAUGUCUCGACUCCCUCCUCGCGGACCGUCAAGUCCGCCAUCAAGACCAUCUACGGCCCAAACGUUGCGAAAGAGCUGCUAGAGGCGCAAGCAGAAGCUGGGCCCGAGGACGAAUUCGAGUGGCAAGCCGAAGCAUGGCUCAUAAGCGCCAACUAUCACGCCAAGAAACCCGCGUUCUUGUUGUUUAUCAACCAGAGCGCGAGACUCGGUCUGGCGUUCCGGGCCAGUCUGGAUAUCGAUCCAAGCAAAGUCGAUGUCAACGUCCAUCCCACGAAGCGAGAAGUCCAUUUUCUGGAUGAAGAAGCUAUCACCCAAAAGGUAGCCGAUUCUAUGCAAGUGGUGUUAGCGGCGAAUGCCCAAUCAAGAACCUUUCAAUACCAGACUGUUCUCACCGGUCACCGUCCUUUCAAGUCACAGGGCAAGAUGAAGCGCAUUGACCUGCGAAAAGAGCAGAUCGCCGCUGGGUCUGACGAGGACAUGGAGAGAGAAGACGAACUCGAAGAUGAGGAGAAUGAGCAAGACCUGGACCUGGAACGGCCCAGGGCUGGGCCGUCCUCCUCUCUGAAACCGUCUCGCAAACCCUCUCAACCGUCGUACAAAAAAUCCGAAACGAUCUUAAGACGAGAACCUUGGACUCGAUACCUGGCAGAGAUCAUCGGCGAGCACACCUACGUGGGUAUCGCAUCGAUGAGUCUGUGCCUCUCGCUGGUUCAAUCAUCCACCAAACUAUUCCUGAUCAAUCACGCGGCUCUCUCGGAGGAGCUUUUCUAUCAGCUCGGGCUGAUUGUGGAGGAGCUCGUUAGGCUCGCUGUGGGUGCAGAGGCGGCUAUCAAAGAGCAGGGGCUGAACCCCGGAAAGAUCAUUAAGUCCAUUCUCAAACCCAUCAUGCCUCAAAGAGGCAUGCUGGCAGAAUAUUUCUCGCUCAAGAUCACGUCUUCUGUGAACUGGACGUCGGAAUCCGAAUGCUUCUCCACCUUCCUACGGGAGUUAGCUUAUUUCUACGCCCCUGGUUCUGUUGUACGAGAGAAGGAAGCCCCUGCGCCGGAAGAGCAAGAGCAAGGGAAGAGGAAAGGCGAGGAGUGGCAGAUCGAGCAUGUGCUAUUUCCCGCGUUCAGGAAGUAUCUUGUACCUCCUCGAGGGCUGCUCGAGAGGGACAUGGUGCAGGUUGCAGAGUUGAGGGACUUGUACAGGGUGUUUGAGCGAUGUUAG
This is a messenger RNA of Dacryopinax primogenitus, 1893 nucleotides long. RefSeq lists its product as uncharacterized. The record is from RefSeq and is a predicted model, not a curated record. Gene Ontology annotation, molecular function: mismatched DNA binding; ATP binding; ATP hydrolysis activity. Gene Ontology annotation, cellular component: MutLalpha complex. The transcript has 13 exons. Bases 1 to 1893 code for a protein of 630 amino acids. Gene Ontology annotation, biological process: mismatch repair. Lineage: Eukaryota; Fungi; Basidiomycota; Dacrymycetes; Dacrymycetales; Dacrymycetaceae.